AUCUCUUUAUUUACAGCGCAACAACCCGUAGUUUUCUCUGUCACUGAGGAAGAAGAAGAGGAAGAAGAUGUCUCGUACUCACUUAUGGCUGGCGCUAGUCAUAGCGCUGGUCACACUCGCCAAAAACCAGUGUGAAGCGGCACCGGAGAUCGCCUCGGCCGACUUGCCGUUGGAGGCUAGAAACGGCGACGCUGACUCAGCAGAAGACGAUACACUCAUAUCUACCAGCUAUGUGCUACCCAAUCAGAUCUUCAACGACGGCAAACCGUAUUACGCAAGCAAAGAUCCCAUUUCGGGGCAAUUGGACUUUAGCGCCAAGAAACCGGCGGGCAUUGAGACCGCUGCGAAUGAGGUGUUCGAUCCGAAAGAGAAAAUUGUGAUGUCGAGUAAUGCGCCGAACAUACACGACUAUCUUAAUCUGCCCGUGAAGUAUUCAUCAUCGAAAUUCGUUUAUCCGCUGGUAUCGAGCUCUUAUGCCAAUCUCAAGUAUCAGGGCAGCAACAAGAAUUACAUAACGAACAAGAAACCUACAUCGGUUGUGGCCACACCGGUGACACCAGCGCCCAGCCAUAAUUAUUACACCAUACCCACAACGAAGCUGAUGGCUGUGCCGCCCACAGCGCCGGGUCUGCAUAGUAGUAGUGGAAGUAGUAGCGCAACAGCGGUAUCUACUUCAACGACUAGUACGACCUCCAGCACAACCACUACAACUUCGAAGAAACCCACAACUGCUACUUCAACAACAGCGACAAAAGCAAGCAGCACUUCUACUAUACCUCCAACUACAAGCACGACAACAACAACGUCAACUUCGACCACAACCACCGCCGUGCCGAGCUCACCAAAAUAUACAACAUCUACGCGCAAACCCUUCCCACCAUUGCUUUCGACGAGCAUACCCCAAGUGUUUGACAGCAGCACACGCAAAAAGUUCAUUCCAACCAAGAAGUACAUCACUUCAACAACCACUACUAGUGCCACACCCGCAACGCCUAUGCGCUUCCCGGACCAGACAGCUGUAAACACCACUGGUAUACCAAAACCUACAACGACCGGCAGUGUUUCGUAUACGACACGUGCUCCGAGCAGCCUAGCUACCACAACCCACUUCGUGCCGAGCACCAAGCAACCCAUAAUUUUCACCGAAGAUCCCAGUGGCCAGCUGACUUCGGCGCUACCUACACCAGUGCACACACAUGUGCCAGAGCUCAAUAUUGCUGAUGUUUAUCAGACACUUGGGCAAAAAAAUACCGAACAGAAGGUGGAGCAGAAGCCAUCGAUGUCCUUAGCUGAUAUAUUUAACAGUCUCGCCGAUGAGGAGUCUGCGGUGGCCUCGCAAAACCAGGGUAGUCAGGGCUUUGAUGCUCAGGGCAACUAUAUGCAGCCAAUUUCACUUGCAAAACCAGCACCAUUCGCUAUGCAACAGCAACACCAACAUCAGCAACACCAUCAACAACAGCAACUCCCAUCACAGCAGCAGCAAUAUAAUCAAAAACAACAACACCAACAACAGUUUCAACGUCUGCCGCAACAACCUACUCACCCUACUUACCAAACUCAUCCCACAUAUCCCACCCACGGCACAACACCCCUACCAGGAGCCACUGGCGAAGGUGGGAAGGUCAUUUCAGGCAGUAAGGAGAACUAUAGCGGCGAGUAUGUCUCAUAUCAGGUGCAACAACCCAACGUCAUGCAGUACCGUCCAGCUCCUGGUGCCAUCAAUAAUGUUGUUAUCUCACCCGGACAACAUUCGGCUUCCUUCGUUUUGGGCUCUCAGCAGCAAGUUGGUAGUGCUGCUUUUGGUUCUGUAGAGAAGGAGCCGCUAUUCUCAAAGGAUCCCCCUGUGCAAUAUGGUACGGUGAUUAGUGAAGACAUCAGUGCACUAAGCCGACCUGCUCAAGGUGCAUCAUCAUCAACAGGCACUUAUCCACCCGGUGCACAGAGCGUCUCAAACUUCCAUCAAAAUGGUAACUUUGGUGCUAGUGUAGCUGGUCCCACACCACCUUAUGUUCAACGUCCAAUGGGUACGAAUGCACCCACUGUCACCUAUUCCGAGGAGCCACCAGCCGCACCAUCACUAUAUCAACAACUCCCACUCAUCGGUUCAAACCUUCGACAACGCAAACCACCCAAGCCAUUGGCACUGCCACAGACGGCACAGAAUAAUUAUCAGCCUACAGCCCCUACACAGACUCCUGUUAGCCAGGUGACAGCCUCCACAGAAAGCAAUGGUGCCCAAGACACAAAGGAGCUGCUCGUCUCAACCAACAUACGCUUCCCAUCGAACGAAGAACAAUCCAAUGAAGAACAUUCCGUGCCUGUGAUCGCCGGUCCCCCAGCCGGCCCGCAAGUAAAUGGUCAUGCGCAGCCCUUAAGUCUCCAACAACUACAGAAUGCCAACAAUGUCGUAUUUCCGAAGGGCAGCGAAGAUGAAAUGAGUAAUGUAGCCGGUGGUGUUAGCAACGCAGACGUGCUGAUCCAGAAGCAUGAGGUACUCACUAUGAACCAGCACAAACAGAAAUUGAGCUUCCCACCAACUCAGCUGGAUCAAAACACUCCAUCCCAACACAUGGAGCCGCCACCACGCUUCCCACCGUCCGUCGCCAACGCCAUUCCCGAACAAACCGAGUUACACAAACGUCCUCAGCUGCCUAGCCGCCCAGCUGGACCAUCAUCUUCGUUUGCUUACAACGACUAUACUAGGAAACCAAUACCGGGCAUAACUCGCCCUAACCCAGAACGUCAUCUCCCUAAUAUUUUACCACAAUUUCGUCCCAACGCCAAGAUCUCUUCAGGACACUCACCAGCGCAGAACUUCAAUCAAGAACCGGGAAACAUACGCAUAUCUGGUCAAACGUUGAAACGGCCUAACAGCUCACCACAGUUCGCGCAUCGUCGUCAACCUCUUCUACAACAACAAAUGCACCGUUAUCCACUCAAUCGCGCUGCUGACUUCGGUCCGGGCUCGCCACUACCUUCUGAAGCCAAUCGUCGCGUCUAUCGCUUACCACCCUACGGUGGUCAAGGAGUGCAGUAUCUAGACCGUAUGUACCCAAGGCGUCCCCUACCUGCACCACAACGUGGUGUAGAUAAUUACGAAAGGCAUGCUGCUGCUUCGAACCCUGAAAUGUAUAAGACCAUUAUGGCACCAGAACGUCUGGCUGCAUUUGAAGAGGAAGAUCUCGUUAUUAACGAUCCACCGCAACCAGUUUCUCCCGAACAGGAAGAACAGCCCGUUGAUAAGACGAAACUCGAGCCAGUUGUAACUUUACAGAUGCUGCAGUCCCAAAAGAAGCCGUUAUCGCUGCCUAACGACGACACUGGUUCCGGUGAGAUACAAGUAACUGCCGCUUCGGAGCAAACGGAGUCACAAAUCGAUGGUAUUGCUGGUCAAAAUGGUCUCUACGUGGUAUAUCCCUCAAGAGGAGACAAGACGACGGCUAACAGUGAUAUAGCCGAUAUUAAGGAGCAACUUCCCGCUAUUGCACAUGUGGAGCCACCCACAGGCAGCGACUAUCAGAAUACACCUUUCUCGGUGGUGCGUGAUCAGCCGCAGGAACCCAUACUGAAAAACAAAAAGCCACAAUCGCUACAACAGCAGACCAAGUCUGCCCAAUUGGUGAAAGACAAAUUUCCAUAUCCCAUUGAAAAGCCAGAUCUCUCCUAUUCGGAAUUAAACGCACCCCUGCCUGCGACUGUUAUCGGCCCACGCAUCAUUAGCGGCACAUAUGGUGUGGGCAUACCCGACACACCCAUCGCUAUAGCGUACAGCCCAACCGAGCCGAGUCCAUAUCGUCGAACAGGUGUCAAUAAUGCGCAACGUUUCUCGAAUGUCAAUCUCGCGUCAUCUGUAAUCAGCGAAAUACGCACCGACACUCAAACCGAGGAGGGAAUCAACAACGACUUUGAUAUGCGCGGUCAGAAUUUAGAAAAGAAUUUCAUGGCGCCCUUCUACCCGAGUGUCAGCCUUGGCAGUGCAACCAAUGCGCCCUCGAACGGAUGGAAUAUAUUGCCCUCGACUACGGAACAGACAAUUUACGAGAAGAACAAUAUCAACCGUGCCGAUGUGGGUGAAACCGCGGAGUACUCAGAGACGACCACUGCGAAGACAUUCGAAAUCGACAGCUUUCAACCGGAGUUACAGGGCGGUUUCAAACCCAUUUAUCCACCGGGAUAUAAAGUAGAAGAAGAAGGCGCUCAUGCGGAAGAACGCAAAGAAUUGUUUGCCGAUGAGAAUGACAAGCCACUGGCGCUUGCUAGUUACAUGCGCCCACAGAGUGAAGAAGACGUCGCACCAGUGCAAGCAAGUGCCUCAACUAGCAGCACUUCAACAACUACAACGACCACUUCAACAACCACCACCACCACCACUAGCACCACGCCGAAACCCGCAACCAGCAACAGCACCGAGAGACCUAAAAAUACCGGCACGCCGAAUAAAACAACAACCAGUGCAGAGAGUGUCAACGCCAGCACCAGCGCAGCGGCAACGAGCGAUAGCAACAACGCGGUGAAAGUGCAGACAACAAAAGCACCCUCAUCAACGAAAAAGAAGUCAACAUUCGAGACGAGCUUAGCCGCUCUACUCUUCGGCGACGAUGAGGAGUUCGAGGAGGAUGUUGGCGGCGAAGCACGGAAGCAACAGCAGCAGUCGCAACAACCACUAUCGGCGACUGUGGAGACGAAAACAGUUAGUGCGGGACCACGUACGGGUGCGGGUGCGCCCCGCAUGGGACCAAGAAGUCUGAAGAUCAGAUAAAUUCAAAGAAAAAUGUUGGUGGGUUAGGCGCAUUUUAGGUAGUUAGUUCCCCAUCCCCGGCCCAAGUACGGAAAGUGGGUUCCAGAUUAGUCCGAAAUUAGCAAUUAGCACAGUAAAUACAUACAUACUCAUAUGGUAUGUUGUUGUUUGUGGAAAUCUAGUUUAGCUUAUUACUUUCGGUAAUAACUGAAUGAGCAAAUCUUACUGAACUCUUCAAUACGCUUUAAUCAAGAUUCCCGCACAAAACAUAUUUAUAAUAUUUUUUAAGAAAUACAGUUGCAAUUAUCAAUACAUACCAUACCCGAAUACAUAUAUACGAGUAUAAAUAUACUAAUAACAUUCGAAUGCGUGAGAAUUAUGCGAAAACGCUGAAAUAAAGGGUGAGACAAUAGCAUUUAGUGUGACUUUUGUGAGUCUGAUUCGAAAAUUAUGGACUUUGGCUGCAAGCAAAUCGUUCGUUCGUUCGUCCGUUCAUACAUACAAGUACAUACACACAACGCACACAAAUAUAACUUUAUUUUGUUGUUUGUUUGUUUCUUAUUGGACUCCCGAAUCGUCGCACAACCAAUUUUUAUGUAAUUAACAAAAGCAGAAAGUCGAUAAGAUUGAAGAAUAAGUAAAUAGUAAAUACUUCAACAAAUAAAAUAUGAAAAAAUAUUUA
Messenger RNA from Ceratitis capitata (Mediterranean fruit fly), 5420 nucleotides. RefSeq names its product mucin-5AC. The transcript has 2 exons. The coding region runs from base 68 to 4759 and encodes 1563 amino acids. NCBI's taxonomy places the organism in Eukaryota, Metazoa, Arthropoda, Insecta, Diptera, Tephritidae. The record is from RefSeq and is a predicted model, not a curated record.